This is a messenger RNA of Molossus molossus (Pallas's mastiff bat), 1203 nucleotides long. It is a transcript of the gene GIPC3, whose product is annotated as GIPC PDZ domain containing family member 3. NCBI's taxonomy places the organism in Eukaryota, Metazoa, Chordata, Mammalia, Chiroptera, Molossidae. The coding region runs from base 17 to 955 and encodes 312 amino acids. The record is from RefSeq and is a predicted model, not a curated record. The transcript has 6 exons. Gene Ontology annotation, molecular function: protein binding.
CCUAGCUCCUCGGGCCAUGGAGAGCGCAGCGACCCGUGAGGCCCGGGGUGCCGAGGCCCCGCACCCGCCGGCGUCCCCACCCUCGCCCUCCGAGCCCCCUGCGGCGCCCCGCGCCCGCCCGCGUCUUGUCUUCCGCACGCAGCUGGCGCACGGCAGCCCCACCGGCAAGAUCGAGGGUUUCACCAACGUCCGCGAGCUCUACGCCAAGAUCGCCGAGGCUUUCGGGAUCGCGCCCACAGAGAUCUUAUUCUGCACCCUAAACAGCCAUAAAGUGGACAUGCAGAAACUCCUGGGCGGUCAGAUAGGGUUGGAGGACUUUAUCUUUGCACAUGUGCGCGGCGAGACCAAGGAGGUGGAGGUCACUAAGACGGAGGAUGCCCUGGGGCUGACGAUCACAGACAACGGGGCCGGAUACGCCUUCAUCAAGAGGAUCAAGGAGGGCAGCAUCAUCAACAGGAUCGAAGCUGUGUGUGUGGGCGAUAGCAUCGAAGCCAUCAACGAUCACUCUAUCGUUGGCUGCCGUCACUAUGAAGUGGCCAAGAUGCUCCGUGAGCUGCCCAAGGCCCAGCCCUUCACCCUGCGCCUGGUACAGCCCAAGAGAGCCUUCGAUAUGAUCAGCCAGAGGAGCCGGAGCAGCAAAUGCCCCAUGGAAGCUAAAGUGACCAGUGGGCGGGAGACACUGCGGCUUCGUUCUGGGGGGGCUGCCACAGUAGAGGAAGUGCCCAGUGAAUUUGAGGAGGAAGCGUCUCGGAGGGUGGAUGACCUGCUGGAGAGUUACAUGGGCAUUCGGGACCCAGAGCUGGCGUCCACCAUGGUGGAGACAUCCAAGAAGACAGUGAGCGUUCAGGAGUUUGCACGCCGUUUAGACUCCGUCUUGGGCGAGUUCGCCUUCCCGGACGAGUUUGUGGUGGAGGUGUGGGCCGCCAUUGGCGAGGCCAGGGAGGCCUGUGGCUAGUCUGCUCUGGGGCUGAGCGCAGCCCUAGUCCGGAGCCCAGUCCCCUGCCCCAGCCCUGCAGGCCAGUUCCCGAGGCUCAGCCUUGCUCCAGAGCCCAGCUCAGAUCUGAGAUCCAAUCCACCUCGAGAGCCCAGGUCAUCUCUGAGACCAAGAUCACUUCUAGAACCCAUACCAGUUCCGAGACCAAGCCCUGCUCUAGACUCCAACCCAGCUCUGAGGCCAAGUUCAUCUCUAGAACUUCAUCUAGU